AUGGCCUGGCGCCCUGACAACGUGCGGAAAUGGUCAACCCUGGCGCUGCUGGCCAUCAUAGGCACAGCCCUGACAGCGGCCACCAACCCUGGCUUUGUGGCCGUGAUCUCCCAGAAGGGUCUGGAUUUCGCGUGCCAGCAGGGUGUGGCUGUGCUAAAGAAGGAACUGCAAGGCAUCAGCAUCCCUGACUUUUCUGGAGAAAUCCUUAAGACGAAGCACCUGGGGCGAGGCUACUACAACUUCUACAGCAUGGCUGUGGAAGGGUUUCAGAUUCCUAGUCCUCAGAUCAAGCUGAUGCCCAGUGACAGCCUUCAGCUGUCAAUCAAUGAUGCCAGCAUCAAGAUCAGUGGAAAAUGGAAAUCCAGGAAGAACUUCCUCAAAGGCAGCGGCAAGUUUGGCUUGAGCAUCCAGGGUGUUUCCGUCUCCGCUGACCUGAAGCUGGGCACUGACUCCUCAGGUCACAUCACUGCCACCUGUCCCACCUGCAUAGGUCACGUCAACAACAUCCGUGUCCAAGUCUCAGGUGGCAUGCUGGGGUGGCUGAUCCAACUGUUCCACAAGAAAAUUGAGACUUCCCUGAAGAGCGCCAUUUACAAGAAGAUCUGCAAGAUCGUGAGCAGCUCUGUGUCCUCCAACCUGCAGCCCUAUCUGCGGACUCUUCCAAUGAUAGCUAGAGUGGAUGACGUAGCUGUGAUUGACUACAGUCUGCUGGCACCUCUGAAAAUCACAGCCGAGUUCCUGGAGGGGCAGCUAAAGGGGCAGUUUUUCUGGCGGGAACAACAACACCCAUUUCCCAUUGCCCCACCUUCAAUGAGUUUCAGCCCCAGCCAUGACCACAUGGUGUCCCUGGGCAUCUCCAACUACUUCUUCAGCACCGCAGGAUUUGUAUACCAAGAGUCUGGAGCCUUGCGAAUAACUCUGAGGAACCAAAUGCUGCCAAAGGAUGCCAGAUUCCGGCUGAACACUGAGUUCUUUGGGACCUUCCUGCCCAAGGUGGCCAUGAAAUUCCCCAGCAUGGAGGUGCAGCUAGUGAUGUCGGCUUCCUUGCCUCCUCAUGUGAGCAUACAGCCCUCAGGCCUCUCACUCGACCCUGCCAUGGAGACCCAGGCCUUUGCGGUUCUCCCCAACUCCUCCCUGGUUCCUCUCUUCCUGCUUGGCAUGAAGACAAAUGCCUCUUUGGAAGUGGAUGCCAAAGGAAACAAGCUUGUCGGAGAGCUGAAACUAGACAAGCUAAUGCUGAAACUGAAGAACUCUAACAUUGGCUCCUUUCAGGUGGAGUUACUGGAGGCUGUCAUAAACUACCUGAUGCCCACAACGGUGCUGCCCAAGAUCAACGAGAGGCUGCACCGAGGCUUCCCUCUCCCUUUGCCGGCUGGGGUCCAUCUCAACAACGUCAUGUUUCAUUCCUAUGAGAAUUUCCUGGUGCUUGAAGCAGAUGUCUACGAGACCUGAGGUCACCGUAGGCCCUGGGGCCAGGGAGUUCUGCAGCUGCUCCCGAGGGGCCACCACACUCACGGUCCCGGAAUCCUUUAG
Messenger RNA from Acomys russatus (golden spiny mouse), 1533 nucleotides. RefSeq names its product bactericidal permeability increasing protein (gene Bpi). NCBI's taxonomy places the organism in Eukaryota, Metazoa, Chordata, Mammalia, Rodentia, Muridae. Gene Ontology annotation, molecular function: lipopolysaccharide binding. Gene Ontology annotation, biological process: negative regulation of macrophage activation; lipopolysaccharide-mediated signaling pathway; negative regulation of tumor necrosis factor production. Bases 1 to 1452 code for a protein of 483 amino acids. The record is from RefSeq and is a predicted model, not a curated record. The transcript is spliced from 15 exons.